Xylaria bambusicola is the source of this 363-nucleotide messenger RNA. RefSeq lists its product as uncharacterized. The coding region runs from base 1 to 363 and encodes 120 amino acids. Lineage: Eukaryota; Fungi; Ascomycota; Sordariomycetes; Xylariales; Xylariaceae. The transcript is spliced from 2 exons. The record is from RefSeq and is a predicted model, not a curated record.
AUGCCCGGCGAGAAUGAUCGAGUGUUUUUACUCAACUUCUUCACGAAGGACUGUUCAAUUGCGAGAUUCUACCCUCUCCGUUACAUGGCUAGGUUCUGGGAGGAUUUAGCCAAGGCCGCGAGGUCCCUCGACAUCCGGGAGCAUCUCCCCCCGUCCUACGACGAUAUGAUGGGGCUGGACAGCUUGGCCUGUAUUGAUGAGUCCGAAGGUUCGGAUGACGAUAGCUCCGUUGUGUCAAAGGGGGACUUUGAAUCUUCGGAUUCCGAAUUCUCAGAUGACAAAGAUUCUUAUGAUGAGGACUCGGAUGAGGAUUCGGAUGAAGACUCGGAUAGCGGAUACUCAUUUGAUUAUGAUUCAGAUUAA